This is a messenger RNA of Dama dama (fallow deer), 2941 nucleotides long. RefSeq names its product hyaluronidase 1 (gene HYAL1). Gene Ontology annotation, biological process: carbohydrate metabolic process; hyaluronan catabolic process. The coding region runs from base 1200 to 2552 and encodes 450 amino acids. The transcript has 4 exons. Gene Ontology annotation, molecular function: hyalurononglucosaminidase activity. Lineage: Eukaryota; Metazoa; Chordata; Mammalia; Artiodactyla; Cervidae. The record is from RefSeq and is a predicted model, not a curated record.
GCCGGGGGCCAUGAACUCAAGUUCACACUGGGCUAUAGACCCAGGCAGCGCGUUCCCCUGGACCAGGGAUGUGAUACUUCCUUCACCCAACUCAGCCAGGCAAGCCUGGGCCCGAGCACCUCGAAGGUCUCAGUUACUAGGGUCUGAAUCAGCAAACAAGGGGAAUCACAAUGGAAAGAACAAGUGUGUCAUCACUGAUUCCCUUGUGCUCCUACCCAUGGUCAUAGGACAACAGGGUCCCAAAUACACCAGGUCCUGGGCACCGGGUCCCACGCUUGCAUAUGCCCACUCUCCUGGAGUUUGUGGAGAGGCCCAGAUGGUCACUAACGAGCCUCAUAAAGGCCCAGUCGCUGAGCCAGCAUGUACACAAAGGGUGACCGCGCAGCCCUGACUUCAAACACAGGUCCCUAAAGCAGGGGCGACUUAUCCACUCGGCACGGUAGGCUCAGGGCCACAGUAUUUAUACAAGCCCGCAAAAAAUGUUUUAAUUUUAAUCUUUUUUAAUCAGAAGAAAAUAUUAAUAUAAAAUAAUGAAUUCAGUCUAGAUUAUAUCUGUCCUUAUACCAAUGUAGUUGUAAUACAUAUAUUUUUUUGACUACAAGGUUGUGAGAGCUUAGUUCCCUAAUCCGAACCCCUGCCCCCUGCAUUGGAAGGGCAGAGACUUAGCCACUGGACCACCAGGGGAUUCCCUUAAAAUGUUUUUUUUUUAAGAAAGGGGUCAACAAAAGUGAAAGUGCCUAGUGCCCAGAGAUGUCACAAUUCAGCUCUGUGGGGAAAGCACCCAGACUUCAGUAUUACAGACAAGCCUGCCCCGUGGGUUCUGCCACCCAGACAGCCCCGACGCACUGCCUCCACUCCCACCCCAUCCCAAAUAAACCCACCCGAGUCCUGAUACAGACAGUCCAGCCCAGUGCUGACCGAGUGGGAGGGGCCACUUCCGGACCAGUCCCACCUCCUACCAAGGGCUUUUUUGGCUAGGAGCGCAGGGGUGGCUCAGCUGUCUGGCCCAGCCCUCUCACCCACGGCCCGCCCCUCAGCCCGCCCCCAGACUGGGUGGGGUGACCCCCUACAAAAGCUCAGCGUUUCCAGCAGCAGUUUUCUUCCUCCAAGAGUGUCGGUGCGCCUGGGACCAGAGUUAAGGAACAGAAUCUUGCUGAUGCCUGCACAGGCCCAAACCCAGGGGUCAGGAAGUUUGGAGAAUGAGGCCUUUCAGCCCUGAGGUUUCCCUACACCUGCCCUGGGCCAUGGCAGCCCACUUGCUUCCUGUCUGCACCUUCUUCCUGAACUUGCUCAGCAUGACCCAAGGUUCCUGGGACCCUGUGGUACCCAACCAGCCAUUCACCACCAUCUGGAACGCUAACACCGAGUGGUGUAUGAAGAAACACGGCGUGGACGUGGACAUCAGUAUCUUUGAUGUGGUGACCAACCCGGGGCAGACCUUCCGCGGCCCUAACAUGACCAUUUUCUACAGCUCCCAGCUGGGUACCUACCCUUACUAUACAUCUGCUGGGGAGCCUGUGUUUGGUGGCCUGCCCCAGAAUGCCAGCCUGAAUGCCCAUCUGGCCCACACAUUCCAGGACAUCCUGGCUGCCAUACCUGAGUCUCACUUCUCAGGGCUGGCAGUCAUUGACUGGGAGGCAUGGCGCCCACGCUGGGCCUUCAACUGGGACACCAAGGAUAUUUACCGGCAGCGCUCACGGGCACUGGUACAGAAGCAGCACCCAGACUGGCCAGCUCCUCGGGUGGAGGCUGCAGCUCAGGACCAGUUCGAGGGGGCUGCAGAGGAAUGGAUGGCGGGCACCCUCAAGCUGGGACAAGCACUGCGGCCUCAGGGCCUCUGGGGCUUCUAUAACUUCCCUGAGUGCUACAACUAUGACUUUAAAAGUCCCAACUAUACCGGCCAGUGUCCACAAAACAUCCGUGCCCAGAAUGACCAGCUCGGGUGGCUGUGGAGCCAGAGCCGUGCCCUCUACCCCAGCAUCUACCUGCCCGCAGCACUGGAGGGCACGAAGAAGGCACAGAUGUACGUGCAGCACCGUGUGGCUGAGGCAUUCCGUGUGGCGGCAGGUGCUGGGGACCCCAAGCUGCUGGUGCUGCCCUACACGCAGAUCUUCUACGACAUGACUGACCACUUUCUGCCCCCGGAGGAGCUGGAACACACCCUGGGGGAGAGUGCAGCCCAGGGGGCAGCGGGAGUGGUGCUCUGGGUGAGCUGGGCGAACACAAGAACCAAGGAAUCAUGCCAGGCCAUCAAGAAGUAUGUGGACACGACGCUGGGACCCUCCAUCCUGAAUGUGACCAGCGGGGCUCGUCUGUGCAGUCAGGUCCUAUGCUCCGGCCAUGGCCGUUGUGCCCGGUGCCCCAGUUACCCCAAGGCCCGCCUCAUCCUCAACUCCACCGGUUUUUCCAUCAAGCCCACGCCUGGUGGUAGGCCCAUGACCCUACGAGGUGCCCUCUCACUUGAGGAUCGGUUGCGGAUGGCGGUGGAGUUCGAAUGUCGCUGCUAUCGAGGGUGGCGGGGGACACGGUGUGAGCAGUGGGGCAUGCGGUGACUGGCACGGGCACACACUGGGUACCUGAUGCAGUCUGGGCCUGGCUAGGGCUUUCCCAAGUCCAGGCAGGCACGGGAGUCAUGGCUACAGUCAGAAGUCCAUUCAGUCAGUGUGAUGAGCAUACACCAGUGCGCGACACCUGCUUACAGACCAAGAUAGCUGCAUAAGGAGUUAGAGCCCUGGGCAUCCACCCGACAGAGUCAAAAAUACUUCCUCUGGAGACACUGAGUCAGUCUUCAAACACAAGCAGCCACAAGCAGUGACAUUCGGGACUUCCCUCGCCAUCCAGAGGUUAAGACGUGGAGCUUCCACUGCAGAGGGCGGAGACUAUGAUCACGCAUGUUGCGUGGUGCGGUUAAACAAAUAACAAAUAAAUAAAUUGACAUUCA